Amborella trichopoda is the source of this 1715-nucleotide messenger RNA. RefSeq names its product potassium channel beta subunit 1 (gene KAB1). NCBI's taxonomy places the organism in Eukaryota, Viridiplantae, Streptophyta, Magnoliopsida, Amborellales, Amborellaceae. The record is from RefSeq and is a predicted model, not a curated record.
UACGGUGCACGUGGUCAGUUCAUGCAGACCUUCCUCUCUGUAUUUACUCUUCCAGAGAAUAUAGUACCUUCCCCUCUCCUCUCUCUCUAGAAAAUUCCCAUUUUCUCUCUCUAAAAUCUGAAAUUUAGGGUUUAGUCCCAUUGAGAAGUUCCUGUGAAAUAUCCUUACUUUCUCAUUCAAGAUCUGUAUAAAUCCUAGCUCUCUGUGUCCACAGAAGGGGAUUCAAAGCUUCUUUGUGUAUCAACGAAACCCUAGAACUCUGCAACUCAAGCUAGAAGUUCAAUCUCUAUCAAGGCACCAGGUGAAGGCCUUGAAUUCGAAAAUGCAGUACAAGAACCUGGGGAGAUCUGGUCUCAAGGUGAGCCAGCUGUCAUAUGGUGCAUGGGUUAGCUUCGGGAACCAGCUUGAUGUAAAGGAAGCGAAAUCGAUCCUUCAAUGUUGCAGAGACCAUGGCGUGAAUUUCUUCGACAAUGCGGAGGUGUAUGCGAAUGGAAGAGCGGAGGAGAUCAUGGGUCAAGCCAUUCGAGAACUUGGAUGGAAACGCUCUGAUAUCGUGGUUGCCACGAAGAUUUUUUGGGGAGGUAAUGGACCGAAUGAUAAGGGUUUAUCUCGAAAACACGUAAUUGAGGGAACUAAAGCUUCGUUGAAGAGGCUGGAUAUGGAGUAUGUUGAUGUUUUGCUUUGCCAUAGACCUGAUAUCCAAACCCCUAUUGAAGAGACAGUUAGGGCUAUGAAUUAUGUGAUUGAUAAUGGGUGGGCUUUCUAUUGGGGAACGAGUGAAUGGAGUGCUCAACAAAUUACAGAGGCAUGGGGAGUUGCGGAGAGGCUUGAUCUUAUUGGGCCAGUGGUUGAGCAGCCUGAGUAUAACCUGUUUUCACGGCACAAGGUGGAAGUUGAGUAUUUACCACUUUACAGCAACCAUGGAAUGGGUCUCACAACAUGGAGUCCUCUAGCAUCAGGAGUGCUCACUGGAAAAUACAGCAAAGGAGAAAUUCCUCCAGACAGUCGUUUUGCUUUAGAAAAUUACAAGAAUCUUGCUAGCAGAUCAUUGGUUGAUGACGUGUUGAGAAAGGUUAAUGGGUUAAAACCCAUUGCAAGUGAAUUAGGUGUGCCACUAUCUCAACUUGCAAUUGCUUGGUGUGCGUCGAAUCCCAAUGUCUCUUCUGUCCUUACGGGUGCUACAAAGGAGAGCCAGAUUCAAGAGAACAUGAAAGCUAUUGAUGUCAUCCCGUUGUUGACGCCUGAUGUGCUGGAGAAGAUUGAGGCAGCUGUUCAAAGCAAACCCAAGCGUAUUGAUUCCUAUAGGUAACUCAAGGAUCGGCAUCAAGCCACACGCAGUCGUGGCAUCUGGCAUUCUCAUUCAAUGAGGCAUUUGAAGUUCGAGUUUGUUGUUUUGAUGAUGGUUGCGGGCAAUGUGAUCAUUUGGCAUUUUCAUCCCAGAGGCCUUUGAAAUUCCUGUUUUCCACAUUCAUUCGGGACGGUUUUCUUCUUUGUAUUUGUUCUUUGUUCAAAUCUGGUGAAUGAUUGGUUUCCUUUUGUAUGAUUUGGGUUCUUGUACUGUUGGGAAAAUAGUAUGUUUUGGGUUCUCACAUGAUUUUAGUUCUGUUUGAAAGUCAUAACCAGUCAAGAGGCACUGUGAUUCUGUGCAUUUGUGCAUGUAUUCCUUUGGUUUGUGAUAGACUUUGGCAAUAAAGGGCUUAAAUUGUCUCGCAAAA